This is a messenger RNA of Branchiostoma belcheri (Belcher's lancelet), 1705 nucleotides long. RefSeq names its product E3 ubiquitin-protein ligase TRIM71-like. Gene Ontology annotation, molecular function: translation repressor activity; ubiquitin protein ligase activity; protein binding. The transcript is spliced from 2 exons. Gene Ontology annotation, biological process: protein polyubiquitination; proteasome-mediated ubiquitin-dependent protein catabolic process; negative regulation of translation. The coding region runs from base 419 to 1579 and encodes 386 amino acids. The record is from RefSeq and is a predicted model, not a curated record. Lineage: Eukaryota; Metazoa; Chordata; Leptocardii; Amphioxiformes; Branchiostomatidae.
CAUAAUGUGCGCCAAUUUUUCUCAACAGUCAAAUUUGAUUGUUGUUGGGUCAUUCUGCUAUUAUAAAGACUAGCUGGAUGAUGUAGGGGGCAGAUAUGAAUGCCACUAAUUAUCAUGUUUAUCAUUAUGUGAUCAAUAGGUAAGAUAAAGGAUAAGUAAGUAAGUAAAGUAAGUAAUUAUCAUGUACAUAAAGUUGUAUUCUAUUUCAUAGAUAAUCUGUAGUCACUCUGUGCAUCAUGUAUGACUUUGUUUCACCAUACUGUACAUUCUAUAUCACCUUUCAGAUGUUGGGAGGUAUUUCAUCUUUAUAAAGAACAAGGUGAGCUCAGACUGGAAGGACCUGGCUUGGUGUCUGGGGUUUGAGACACCAGACAUAGAAAACAUUGAAGGCAAACGGCGGGAUGACAAGUCUCGCUGUAUGGAACUACUGCAGGAAUGGCACAAGCGGAAGGGAAACGCGGCCACCAUACAGGUGCUGAUGGAGGCUCUACAAGAGGCAGAGCUACAACUUGUUGUGGACAGUCUGAAGGAAAAAUAUCCUGAGUUGAAUGAAAAGCCAAACAGCUUCAAACAGCUGCUGACUGCCAAGCAACCGAUGGAGGGUGCAUGUGGACGUCAGCAAAAAAAUCCAGUACAAACCAUGUCAGACAAACAAUCCAUGGAUAAGCCUACAGCAUUUAAUACAGGACAAGUCAAACAGUCCGUGGUACAGCCUAAAAGGAAAGAUACAAAAGUCAGACCAAUCAGGGUGGGACAACCAUGGGUGAGGAAAGUCAGGUUUGGGAGAUAUGGAUCAGGCAGGGGGAAAUUUAACCGUCCUUUGGGAGUAGCUGUUUCACAAGACAAUGAGGUUUACAUUGCUGAUAAAGGUAACACCAGAAUCCAGGUGUUCACAAUGGAUGGUGUUUAUAUCAGAGAGUUCACAACAACUCUGCCAGGGGAAACUGGGGAAACGUUAGAACCAUGUGAUGUUGCUGUAGAUAGAAAUGACAACUUGUGGGUGGUGUGUGAGAAACAUGUAGUGCAGUAUUCCAGGGAAGGCACCUGUUUGGUCACAAUAGAUCUGCCUCAUGUUGGAUACAUGUGUGGCAUAACUGUAUCUAUGGCAACAGAACAGGUGAUUGUUACAGAGUUUGAUGGGCAGAAUGGUCGACUUCGAGUGUUUAACCAAGAUGGUUCUGAGGUGGGGACAUAUGGGGCAGGUCAUAGGUCACCAGAGCCUUGGUGGCCACGAUAUGUGACUGUGGAUGGGGAGGGGAACAUUCUGGUCACUGAUGGCAAAAAUCACUGUAUCCAUGUCUUGGACAGAGAGGGGAACUUUAAGUUCAAAUUUGGGAGUGAGGGAUCUGAUGAAAGUCAGUUUAAAUAUCCUAGGGGCAUUUGUGUUGAUGGGAAGGGAAACAUCAUUGUGGCUGAUGGUAGAAAUGGUUGUGUGAAAAUGUUUGACAGUCAGGGCAGAUUUCUGUGUUACAUUGGAAGUGGUAUGAAGGUUCCCUGGGCUGUUACUGUGUCACCAGGUGGAGAUGUGGUGGUGACUCAUUGGAAAGAUCACACUGUAUCAGUCUGGACACAGGAUUAGUGCUGUACCAUACAGGGGAAAAUCACACUGCAACACAAGUUGCCAAAUACAAAAUUAAACUGUUACAGUUGUGUUCAUAUCCUGUGUGAGAAGCAUUGAGCAAAAAUGACACACGACAUAAUGAUU